Scedosporium apiospermum is the source of this 846-nucleotide messenger RNA. RefSeq lists its product as uncharacterized. The coding region runs from base 1 to 846 and encodes 281 amino acids. The record is from RefSeq and is a predicted model, not a curated record. Lineage: Eukaryota; Fungi; Ascomycota; Sordariomycetes; Microascales; Microascaceae. The transcript is spliced from 3 exons. Gene Ontology annotation, molecular function: protein binding.
AUGUCCGAAGAAUUCGACUCCACGCCCGCCCAUGAGGUAGCUUUGAUGGGGGGCGACACCGAAAUGGUCGAAAUCCACGAGAGCACCGAGGUUGGCGGGGUCGGCAACGCGACCACCUCAGGAGAGCUCCCUUUUGCCAACGAAGCUCUGACGGAGAAGAGGACGUCGUUCGUGAGCUAUUUGAUGAGUCCCGUGGUCACGCUGCUGGUUGGUAGCGACGGGAACGGGGCGAUUUUGACGGCGCAUCAGGCUCUGCUAGUCCAGAGCCCUUUCUUCAGGCAGGCGUGCGCCGGGUUCACUGAGGAUGAUAUCCCCCGCCAGAUCGACCUCGCGGACGAAAACGUCGAUGCGAUAGGCUCCUUCCUCGAAUUCCUCUACACAGGCGACUACUUCCCCAAGAAAAUCCCUGGUCAACGCACCUUAGAAGAAGACCCAUCCCUCCCCGCGGUAGACGACGACGGCAGCCAACUCCUCCGGCACGCGCGGGUCUACACGCUCGCAGACAAGUUCGACGUCCCGACUCUCAAACAGCUGGCGACGUCCAAGAUCCACUGCGUCAACUCGACGGCCAAGGGGGAGAUCGCGUACGCGAGGUACGUGUACGGGUAUACGAGCGCGGACGACGCGGCUAUACGGGCGCCGAUUGCGAAUUUUUGGGCGACGAGGUCGCAUACGUUGCGGUCGGAGGCGGAGGACGAGUUCAAGGCGUUGUGUUUGGAGUUUCCCCAGUUUGGAUACGACGUUCUCACUCGCGUAUUGGACGAGAAGCUCAAGCGCGAAAGGAGCGAGAAGCUACACCCUCAGACAGUCAGCGGUCGCAAACGACAGAGACAGAGUCUUGUUUAA